Messenger RNA from Aaosphaeria arxii CBS 175.79, 3808 nucleotides. Its product is annotated as glycoside hydrolase family 38 protein. Gene Ontology annotation, molecular function: carbohydrate binding; alpha-mannosidase activity. The record is from RefSeq and is a predicted model, not a curated record. Gene Ontology annotation, biological process: mannose metabolic process; oligosaccharide catabolic process. NCBI's taxonomy places the organism in Eukaryota, Fungi, Ascomycota, Dothideomycetes, Pleosporales. The transcript has 3 exons. Bases 56 to 3406 code for a protein of 1116 amino acids. Gene Ontology annotation, cellular component: fungal-type vacuole membrane.
GCAUCAUCCUGCAUUUAAAUCCAGCUUUCCUGAACGCCAUCCGCUCCUGAAAACCAUGGGUGGAGAGUCUCAUCGCAUCAUGCCUUUUACCAAGUCGGAGUACCCCGCAAUUGCGGAGACGCCUGUGGGGAAACAGAUCCACCGCAUUUAUCAGGACCGCCUGCGGCAGUUCACCGAUGGCGGCCAGUAUAGAGAGCAGGGCCUUUUACCCAAGAUCAAUCCCGCUCGCGCUUCGGGCCAUCCACAUGUAAAGCUAUCCGUCUAUUCGCCUCCGAACCUUACACGUCCAACGUUCAAGGACGCCACAUCCCAUGAAUUUAAACCUACCGAGGUCGGACAAUCGUUUGGACCGAGUUGGUCUACUCACUGGUUCAAGGUCCAAUUGAAGGUUCCGGAUGAUCUUCUUAAACAUGAUCAUCUCGAGUUUGUCUGGGACGCUAAUAAUGAGGGUUUGAUUUGGACCGAAGAUGGAGAUGUUAUACAUGGAUUGACUGGCGGCGGAGAACGUACGGAAUGGAUUCUGCCAAAGAAGUAUAAAGAUGGGAAGGAACACAUCUUUUACGUUGAAAUGGCAUGUAACGGCAUGUUUGGCAAUGCGCCCGGGGGCGAUAGCAUUCAACCGCCCGAUCCUAACCGAUACUUUCAAUUGCAUACUGCCGACAUCACUGCUGUAAAUUUGCAGGCUCGAGGUCUGUAUUUUGAUUUCUGGGAGAUCGGCGACGCGGCUCGCGAGUUUCCCCAAGACUCUGCCCAAGCCCACCAGGCUCAACAGGUCGGGAACCGUAUCAUCGACGCUUUCAUUGCUGGCAAUGGUAGCGAUGAGAGCAUUUUGCAAGGUCGAAAGAUCGCGAGCGAGUACCUCGGCAAGAACGUGGAUUCGCACAAGGUUUACGAAACAGACAAUGAGGCUAUUGUGACUGGCAUUGGUUAUUGUCAUAUCGAUACUUGUUGGCUCUGGCCUUUUGCCGAGACGAAACGAAAGGUUGCACGAUCGUGGUCGAACCAGAUCGACCUCAUCGAUCGCUACCCAGAGCUUCGAUUCUGUUGUUCGCAGGCACAGCAGUACAAAUGGUUAGAACAGAACUAUCCCAGUGUAUUUGAUCGCGUCAAGAAGAAGGUCAAGGAAGGCACAUUCCAGCCUAUCGGUGGUAGUUGGGUCGAGCACGACACCAAUUUACCUGGUGGCGAAUCUCUGGUUCGACAAUUCCUCUACGGGCAACGUUAUUUCGAAAGUCGGUUUGGACAGCGCUGCAAGACAUUCUGGCUCCCUGACACAUUUGGAUACUCAACCCAAUUGCCGCAAGUUUGCCAGAUUGCGGGAAUGACAAGAUUUCUUACCCAGAAGCUCAGCUGGAACAACAUCAACAACUUCCCCCACACUACCUUCAAUUGGGUCGCACUCGAUAACAGCCAGGUCAUCUGCCAUAUGCCACCUUCAGAGACCUACACCGCCGAAGCCAACUUUGGCGAUGUUAAGAGAAGCGUUUCUCAGCAUAAAUCUCUGGAUCAGGACCAUACUUCAUUACUUGUGUUUGGUAAGGGAGAUGGUGGAGGUGGACCAACCUACCAGCAUAUCGAGAAGCUCCGACGCUGCCGAGGAAUUAGCGAUCAGGUCGGCCUUCUUCCUCGCAUCAAGCUUGGUGACUCGGCCGACGACUUCUUUGAUCGGCUCGAGAAGAAGAUCGAGAAUGGUUUGGACCUGGUGACCUGGUACGGCGAAUUGUACUUCGAACUUCACCGAGGCACAUACACCACCCAAGCAAACAACAAGCGCAACAACAGGAAGGCAGAGUUCUUGCUCAGGGAUAUCGAGUACCUCGCCACGCUAGCUACAGUCAAGGGUAGCUUCAGUGAGAAGAAGAGCUCAUACAAGUACCCCAAGAAGGACAUUGAUGAUAUGUGGGAGAAUGUUCUGCUCUGCCAAUUCCACGACUGUCUGCCGGGUAGUUCCAUCGAGAUGUGCUACGACGACUCGGACGAGAUCUACGCGGAGGUCUUCAAGACCGGUGAAAGGAUCCUAUCCGAGGCUCUUGCAGAACUUGGUUUCGACCAGGAACUGAAGGCCGACAGCAAACUAGUCGCCUUGAACACACUUCCAUGGGGUCGUACCGAGAUCAUCAAGCUCCCUACAACCGUCGCAAACCUCCCUUCGUACGGCCUCGCGCACAGCAACGCUCCCGGCGCCAUGUCUAUCCGUCCCCUCGCUUCCGCCUACAUGGCAAGCACCGCCUCCGUCAAGGAGGUCAAAUCCAACGUGUUCGAGCUCCGCAACUCGCAGUACGUCGUCGAGGUCACCGACGGCGCAAUCACUUCCCUCUACGACAGGUCCAUCGAGCGGGAGCUCAUCCCCAAGGGCAAGCGAGCCGGCCAGCUCGUCAUCUUCGACGACAAGCCGCUCUACUGGCAGGCCUGGGACGUCGAAGUCUUCCACCUCAACUCGCGCGCCGAGCUGGCCCCCCACAGCGUCAGCAUCACAGAGAACAGCCCGCACCGCGUCUCCCUCACCAUCGAAACCAAAAUCUCCGACAAGUCCUCCGCAAAGACAACCCUCUCCCUCUCCGCGGCCGUAGGCGACCAGCCCACCGCCAUCGAAUUCACCACCGACGUCGACUGGCACGAGACGAUGAAGUUCCUGAAGGUCGAGUUCCCCGUCGACAUCGUCAACACAGAAGCGUCGUACGAGACGCAGUUCGGCAUCGUGCGGCGCCCAACACACUACAACACCACCUGGGACAUGGCCAAGUUCGAAGUGUGCUGCCACAAGUGGGCGGACCUCUCCGAGUCCUCCUACGGCGUCAGCAUCCUCAACGACUCGAAAUUCGGCUUCGCGACCGUCGGCAACAACAUGCGGUUAUCCCUCCUCCGCGCCCCGAAGGCCCCCGACGCCCACGCCGACAUGGGAAACCACACGAUCCGCUACGCCAUCUUCCCGCACGCCGGCGCCCUCGACCAGCGCACCAUCCGCAAGGCCUUCGAAUUCAACUCCCCGCUCAAGAUCGUCGGCGACUCCUCCUCCUCCCAUUCCCCCUCUACGACAUCGUCGUCACCACCACCAUCCCUCCUAACAGCUCUCCGCAUCCACAACGCCCCCAACCUAAUCCUCGACACCAUCAAGCGCGGCGAAGACGACGAAGACGUGUCCCGCGGCGACCUGCCCGUGAAAAAGGGGCAGUCCAUCAUCCUCCGCCUGUACGACGCGCUCGGCGGGAAGAGCAAGGGCGUCGUGUCGUGGGGCGGCAUCAAGGUGAAGAAGGUGGUCCGCGUCAAUGCGCUCGAGGACGAGCUGGAGGAUCUGACGGCGGGGAUUGUGGAUGUUAACGUCGAGGGUGGCGGUGCCGAGGGCGAUAAGGGCGUCAAGGUGGAGGUCAGGGCGUUUGAGAUUUAUUCGCUUAAGUUGGUGCUUUGAGGGGGAGAGAUGAGGUUUGUUGGGUUGCGUGUUGUUUUUCGUUAUGCAUAGCAUAGUAGUAGAAGUAGUAGCAGCAUGAAUAGCACGACGAGGGUGUGUUGACGGAACCAGAACGACCAGUAUACAUAUCAUUCGCAUGUAGGAAAACGACAAUGCGAUCAUCACCAUCACUACUACUAUCAUUCCCAUAAUUGUACCAACAUCAAUCGUUCUCCCAUAAAAACCGCUUGAAUUCACGAAAUCAUAUCCCUCCAACCAUCCAAUCUCCCCCAAUCCCAAUCCCAAUCCCUUUCCUAUACAGUACUCACACGUCGUAAACAAACGCUCAAAAAACCCCUUCACAACGCAAAGCACCACCCAUCCCUGAAAACAAGCACAAACAAUCCCCCCAAAACAGAAUCG